Dimorphilus gyrociliatus is the source of this 1481-nucleotide messenger RNA. Lineage: Eukaryota; Metazoa; Annelida; Polychaeta; Dinophilidae. The record is from the annotation of a GenBank genome assembly.
GUUAUCGAGUCAUGUGAUAGUUAAAAAUGGCGGAAAGCGGUGGAUUGAAAGUAAAACAGACUUGUGCCGCUGGCUUGAGUCGUUUUAUAAGUUUUGCAUCAGAAUAUGAUACUCCUAAGAUUGUUCAUGUUAAAAGCAAAAAAGUUGGCUUAGUCAAUCGAUUUGUACAAUUAACUGUCAUUGCGUACAUUAUUGGAUAUGUAAUUGUUUAUAAGAAAGGUUAUCAAGAAUUCGAUGAUGUAGAGAGUGCCACAACAGCAAAACUUAAAGGUGUCAUUUAUACCAAUCUUACAAACAUAUCAGACAGUCUAAAUGAUAUCAUCAAUCAUCGUAUUUUCGAUGUAGCAGAUUAUGUCAUCCCACCACAGGUUGAUAUAUCAAAAGUACGCUAAGAGUAAUUGGUAAAUGUAUAGAUAUGUUUAUUAUAGGAAACUGAUGCAUUUUUUGUAAUGACAAAUAUGGUAUUUACACCCAACCAAACUCAAUCUAUUUGUCCAGAAGACCCUAGUAUGGCUAAUGUAAAUUGUACUGUAGAUAGUGAUUGUCCAAAAGGGGCGCCAGUCAUCAAUGGUAAUGGUGUUAGGACUGGAACAUGUAAUGUUGAAACUAAAACCUGCAAUAUUUAUGCUUGGUGUCCGGUCGAGAAAGAUGUUCUUCCGCUGCCUAAUGAUUCCAUUCUAAAAGAUUCUAAGCGAUUUACUGUUCUAAUAAAGAAUCAAAUUGAAUUUAUUAAGUUUGGGGUGAAGAGAAGAAAUGUUAUUGACAUUAUUAAUGAUAAAAAUUAUUUACGAAAUUGUACAUACUCGAGUACAAGUGAGAUAGAUCGAUUUUGUCCAAUUUUUGAAUUGGGAACUAUUGCAAAAUAUGCUAAAGUCGAUUAUGAUGAAAUAUCCAUUAAAGGAGGCGUUAUUGCAAUUAAUAUAAGAUGGGAUUGUAAUUUAGAUUAUUCAGAAAAGCAAUGCAGACCAGAAUACAGUUUCAGAAGAUUAGACAAUAAGGAUGUAAAUAUAGCAAAGGGACUAAAUUUCAGAUUUGCAAACUAUUAUACCGAUAAUAAUCGAAAUAGUCGAGAUUUGGUCAAAGCUUAUGGUAUUCGAUUUUUAAUUAAGGUUACUGGCCGUGCUGGAAAAUUUAAUAUAGUUCCAUUAUUUUUAAACAUUGGUAGCGGAAUUGGACUUCUCGGCAUUGCGACAAUUCUAUGCGAUUUCCUCAUGGUGCAUUGUUUGAGAAAAGGCUACUAUUAUUAUGACAGAAAAUAUUUUAUAGUUGAAGACGUAGACAAAGAAUUCUCUGAAAGUUAUCAAGAACAAGUAACUAGCAGUCAACUUCAACCGCAAAAUGAAGAAGAGCACGUACGAUCUCGAGUUGGUGAAUACAACAGAUUUAGAGACUAAUUUAGCUAAAAUAAAAAAAUUAUGUUUUAAUACACGAUCAAACUUUAUUUCGAUUUCCUAAAAUCUUCAGUUAUAACAUAGAUGGCG